CAACAACAACAACAUCGCAGACGAAAAAUUUCAAAGAUGCGUAGUUGAUGUUUUAAUUUUGCUGAAUGCUGAAAAACAUUUACAUGUAAGUUUCAAAGAUGUUGGAAUCUGAAGAUCAAGUUGUUGAGGAGAUAUUGGUUGCUGAAGAUGAGGAGGAAUCAUUAUUUCAAGAUAUAGAUCUGCUUCAGAAUCAUGGUAUUAAUGUUGCAGACAUCAAAAAAAUGAAGCAAGCUGGCAUCUGUACAAUUAAGGGUGUACAAAUGACCACAAGGAAAAAACUUUGUAAUAUCAAAGGUAUAUCUGAGGCUAAGAUGGAAAAAAUUAAAGAGGCAGCAAAUAAACUUAUUGACCCAGGUUUUCUGACUGCAUUAGAAUAUGCUGAUAAAAGAAAACAAGUCUUUAAUAUCACCACAGGGAGUCAAGAACUUGAUAAAUUACUUGGUGGUGGAAUAGAAAGCAUGGCAAUAACGGAGGCUUUUGGAGAAUUCAGGACUGGGAAAACUCAGCUGUCACACACACUCUGUGUCACAGCUCAACUUCCUGGAGCAAGCGGAUAUACUGGAGGAAAAGUGGUGUUUAUAGAUACUGAAAAUACAUUUCGUCCUGACCGUCUUAAAGAUAUUUCUGACAGAUUUAAUCUGGACCAGAAUGCUGUUUUGGACAAUGUUCUUUAUGCAAGGGCAUAUACAAGUGAACAUCAGUAUGAAUUGCUGGAUUAUGUUGCUGCUAAAUUUUAUGAAGAAAGUGGUGUUUUCAAACUUCUGAUUGUAGAUUCAAUCAUGGCAUUAUUUAGAGUGGAUUUCAGUGGCAGAGGUGAAUUGGCUGACAGACAACAAAAACUAGCACAGAUGCUGUCCAGACUUCAGAAAAUAGCUGAGGAAUAUAAUGUAGCAGUCUUCAUAACCAAUCAAAUGACAUCAGAUCCUGGAGCUGCUAUGACGUUUACAGUUGAUCCAAAGAAGCCUAUAGGUGGCAAUAUCCUUGCACAUGCAUCAACAACACGGCUGAGUUUGAGGAAAGGAAGAGGGGAAACUAGAAUUUGUAAAAUAUAUGACAGUCCAGACAGACCAGAGAGUGAAGCAACAUUUGCCAUAACACCAGGUGGCAUAGCUGAUGCCAAAGAAUAAUUUAUUACUGCAAGCAUUCUUCUGUUAAGAACUGUUAGGUUAUAUUUCACACAUACUUAACAAACUGUUGUGCAUUUUACACCUGAAAUGUCAUGGCUACAGAUUCAUGUUUGGUCAGUGAUAUAUACAUGUAUGGUAUCAUAUACAUAGAAGUAAUUCAAUUUAUGUUCAAAAAAUGCACUUUCAUUAUAUCGCAAUAAUGAUGACAUCACUUUAUAGCUCUCAGGGAACGUUGUUUUUGUACAGGAAGAUAACAUUAUAUAGUUCUUCAUU
Molecule: messenger RNA, 1400 nt
Organism: Ruditapes philippinarum (Manila clam)
Lineage: Eukaryota; Metazoa; Mollusca; Bivalvia; Venerida; Veneridae
Product: meiotic recombination protein DMC1/LIM15 homolog
Exons: 13
Coding region: 99-1127 (342 amino acids)
Biological process (GO): DNA repair; DNA recombinase assembly; reciprocal meiotic recombination
Cellular component (GO): nucleus; condensed nuclear chromosome
Molecular function (GO): ATP-dependent DNA damage sensor activity; double-stranded DNA binding; ATP hydrolysis activity
Source: RefSeq, a predicted model, not a curated record